AUGUGCUCCUUGGGAAACGCCGUAUCAAAUUACAAGACCAACGCUGAAAAUCUCCUGAACAAGGGGCAGUCCUUGAAAGAUUUCGUCCACCGAUUUGACGAGGUCAAUAUCAUGCUCGAGGGCGAGGCCACUACCACAGGUUCUCAAGGGAAGAUAGCGACUGGCAAGCCUGGGAAUGUCAUCUUCUUUCCAAAGGGCAAGUCGUUUACCUUGGAUAACCCCGACUACAUCAUGGCCUUCAUCGUUAACCAGAGGCCAUCGCUCGACGCUUCCAAUGUAUAA
Messenger RNA from Clonostachys solani, 282 nucleotides. NCBI's taxonomy places the organism in Eukaryota, Fungi, Ascomycota, Sordariomycetes, Hypocreales, Bionectriaceae. The record is from the annotation of a GenBank genome assembly.